Molecule: messenger RNA, 1032 nt
Organism: Symbiodinium natans
Lineage: Eukaryota; Dinophyceae; Suessiales; Symbiodiniaceae
Source: the annotation of a GenBank genome assembly
AUGCGCACCGUCCGCAGCCCUGCGUGUGACUUCUUUGUCCGGAUCCACCUCGCAGCCUUCGCCAGCAGGUGGUCAGCGGUGAGCUGGUACUCGUCGAAGGCGCUGCCGAAUGCUGUGGUUGGUCCAUCUGGCAAACGCCGGGCUUUGCUUGGAGACGAGCUUUUGCUCUCUGACCACUUGGGCAGUGGCAGUGCGAUGGGAGACGGAAAAGCCUCCUCAAGCCGCACAAGUGUUCGUCCGAAAGCUCUCCCGAAAAAGUUUUCAGGGAGUGCAGACCUGGUAUCAACCGAUGGUGAGACUGCAUUUGUCCGUGAGCGCACAGCCGUUGAAGCCGGCCUGCAUCCGGGCAAGGUGGUUGUCCCACCCCAUAUUCAAAGCAAAGACAAACGGCCGGUGCCAUCUCACUUAGCAAGGCGGGUAAGCGACGGCUUCAUUGAAACGGUGAACGCGAUGUCUGCUGCUUAUGCUCCCGAACCUCAGCCAGAUCCCGAUGAUUGGACCGAGUCCGUUUUGCAAGGCCAGCCCACUGAAAUGCAAGAUGUCGGGGAUCUUGAAGCUGGUGAUGCUAAGGCUAAGGAGCUCGUGCGCUUGCGGGUGCAGCCCUGGCAUCGGCACGAGCUUUGCAAGAUGGUUUGCCGACACAUCCGCUUCAGCUGCGUGCAAGAGCUACGCUCACUGCAGCGUCAGAAGAGCCACCAGCUGCCAAUGUGGGAGUUUGAGAGACAACGUGUUGAAUCCUAUGUGGCCUCUGCUCGGAUUGUUUCGCUAGUGGACUACCUUGCCAGACUACAUUUUCAGAUUCAGCGUGGCCAGCAGCGUCAAAAGUACAUACCUGGAGUUGAACUUGACAUCAGCAUCAGCCGUUUGAAGGAGAUAACGCUGGAGGAACGGCGAAGCAUGUCUGCAGCUUUCCAGGCAGAGAUGGGCCGCAAAGUCUCUGAAAACACAUUCGUUCGCCAUUUUCUGGAUGGAGACAUGUCGUGGGCAACUGUUUGCAAGCUGCUCCAAAGGCGAAAGCCGUUUCACUCGUGA